ACAACAACAACAGCAACAUCAGCAGCAGAAGCAGCUUCUCCCGAAUAUAUUGAUCCUCAUCCAACAAAAAACCCACCUGCACCCAUCGCCAUCCUGUCAUUCCUGUCACCUGUUGUACCAUACCCGUCCAAUUUGGUCUCGAGUUUAAAUGCAUUAGCACCUUUUAUUGCCAGUAGCUGCUCUAAUGCUGUGGAACAUAGCCGCCAAGUUUUGGUACGCCGCCCUUCUGCUCGACGACGGCCUUCGGGAAAGCAGCGGACAAGGAAGAAGUCGGGCGAGGAUAUGCCAAGAAUGAAUGGAACUUCUACUACUAUUGCUAGUGCUCGUGCUGGUGGUAAUCACGAGAUAGUGGAUUCAGCAACAACAACACCCAAUGCCACAUCGCCCUAUCAUUAUCAAUCGACACCACCAUUUCUUGGCAGCAUGUCGAAUUUCACAAAGAAUUCAUUAGAAACAGUGACAGAACAACAAAAGCCAGAAGACGAUCCCCAGCUUUGGUCGGCAUCGUCCAUGUCGUCGUACACGUCGGCCUUUUCUGUGCAACCUGCAGCAUUGGAACUGCAGCAGCAGCAACUGCAACAACAUCUGCAACAGCAACCGAAGCUACCGCCUGUGUCCGAUAAUGGUGGUGGUCAAAUGCUUUCUCGGUCGUCAUCAAUAUCGUCUGAACGUGCUUUGUCUCCAUCCUCUAUGGCCAUUCUUGACGCAUGGGACUCUUCAAAGAACAACAUCAACAAGGUCGAGCCUUUGACGCCCCCGGCAGCUAUGGGUGCAACAAAAGAUGAUAUGAAAUCUAUCAACGACGAGGAUUCUCCAUUUGUUCAUCAGCAACAAGAACGGCAACAGCAGCUACGGCAGAACGAACACGAGCAGUUUAAACAACAGCAGCAACAGCGAGCAAAAAACCGAGUUUUGACAAAAAGAUUGCGACCGCGGAAUCGGACAAGAGUCCGAUGGCGGGCUUAUGGCUCAGGAACUGGCACAGGCAGUAUGGGACGGUCGGUGGAGAGGAGCAAUGACAGCGGAUUAAACAGAGAUGGGAUUGAACAUUUGUUUGUGGCACCCAAAUCAAGCCUUUUGCGUCUGGUGAUUGAUGGUAUACCCAUUCAUGUCUUUACAUGUUCAACUACGACAGGGCAAGUGACAUGGGUAAAUCAUCGAAUAUUGCAAUACACGGGCCGUUCGCUGAGCGAACAUUUGGGACCUGGAUGGUUAUCACAUAUGCACCCGGAUGAUCAAACGGUGUGCCACAAGGCCUGGGAGAAUGCGUUUGAACAAGGGAACGGGUUUGCUGGCGAAUAUCGAUUACGACGUUUCGACGGUGUUUAUCGAUUUUUCUUGUGGCGCAUUGUACCAUUGCGAGAUUCGAAAGGACGGAUCAUCCACUGGUUUGGCACUUGCACCGAUGUCCAUGACCAGCAUAUUGCAAAGGAAAGCAACUUGCGACAAAUGGAAAUUGAGAGCAACGAACGCAAAUACCGGUUACUCGCCGAAGCGAUUCCUCAAAUUGUGUUUACCUUCUGUCCUGGCAUAGGUGUGACGUAUGCGAACGAGAAGUGGGAAAGCUACUCUGGCCUGGAUUUUGAUCGAACGAAAGGAUUCGGCUUUAUGUCACAGGUCCAUCCAGAUGAUCGCCACAAACUACAGCUGCCGGAGCUAUUACCGCACCAAACCGCCGGCAUCAUAUGGCAAAGAGAGAUUCGAUUGUUGGGUCACGAGGGGAAGUAUCGAUGGUUCUUGGUGAAAUCGAUAUCUGUUGAUGAGCUGGACACUGGCGAUGUGCGUUGGUUUGGUACAUGUACGGAUAUCAACGAUCACAAGUUGCUGGAACACAAGCUCAAAGAGGCGCAUGACGCAGCACAGAAGUCGAUGGAAAGCAAGACUCGAUUCUUAUCCAACAUGUCGCAUGAAAUCCGAACGCCCCUGAUCGGUAUCACUGGAAUGCUCAACUUUUUACUUGAUACGGAGCUCACGCCUGAGCAACUGGAUUAUGCCCACACCAUCCAGCAGUCUGCCGAGUCAUUGCUUGUUGUUAUUAACGAUAUUCUGGAUCUGAGCAAGGUCGAGGCUGGUAUGAUGAAGCUGGAAUGGGAGCCAUUCAGUUUGGUGACCAUGAUUGAGGAUGCAAACGAGCUUUUGUCGACACUGGCGAUCCAAAAGGGGCUGGAACUGAGCUUCUGGGUUGAUGAAGACGUGCCUGAUGUGGUGGUCGGUGAUCGUGUACGACUGCGUCAAGUCCUGUUGAAUUUGAUCGGAAAUGCAAUCAAAUUUACUACGGAGGGCGAGAUUUUCACCCAGUGCACAGUGCAAGACAUCAGCGUCGAAAGCAACGAACUGACCUUGUUGUUUGAGGUCCAGGACACUGGAUCUGGCUUUGAUGCUGAAGGCGAAGCUGUCAUGUUCAAGCCUUUCUCGCAAGUCGACAGUUCGAGUACUCGAAAGCAUGGGGGAAGUGGACUUGGUCUCGUUAUCUCUCGACAGCUUAUUGAGCUGCACGGAGGUACGAUGCAGUGCAAGAGCAAAAAGGGUGAAGGAUCCACAUUUUUCUUUACCGUCAAAUUCUCUAUCCCUCCACCGCAAACACGACCGAGACCACAGACGCCACAGAAUGAAACGAACAGCAAUCCAUUCUUCAGAACCAGCGUCUGCAGUGUAUCGCACGCCGCAUCACCCGUACAGCCUACACCAGCAAGCAACACAGUAUCAUCCUCAUCCUCGUCAUCGGCUUCUUCCGUCUUUGUUCCUUCUCCACUUGCGCAUUCGAAGAAGCAUUCACAAUCAGUCGACCUGCCAAGCUCAAUGGAGUUGCUCCAAGACGCUUUAUUAAACAAGGCUGCAUCGAUGCGAUUGAUGCCGCCACCUGCACGUAACGGCGGCGGCAGCGGCAGCGGCAGCGGCAGCAUCAGCGUCAGUGGCCGGUCUCCAUUGAGCAACGAUAGCACAAUAACAACAGCAACGGCAACAGUGCCGACCAAGGCAGCAGCAGCAGCAGCAUCGGGCGAAAGACCAAGCAGCAGUCUACGACCACCAGUAGCAAUACCCCAUGUUGGCCUACUUUCACCAAAUGCUGGUGUUAUUUUGCCUCCGCGCACACCAAGCCGAGGAUCACCGCUGCGUAUUCUCGCCGUAUCGGACUGGCACCAUGCGCGCAACACCAUUGUGAAGCACUUGCGCGCUAUUUUGGGCGGUAUCUCACAGCACCAAGACUAUGAAUUGAGCAUCGCAACAAACCACAUUGAGGCUGUUCAGCUACUGGCGUAUCCGCAAGCAGCUGCGUACGAUUACAUUGUGAUAAACUUGGCGCUCGAUCAACAAGUACUGGAUAUUACCCGUGUCGUUACCGGCGCACUUCAGCAUCAAGAUGCCAACGUCCUGGUUAUCACGACACCCAUGCAGCGAUCGCAAAUCAUGGAUAGUGCCAAAGGGCGGGAAACUGAACUGUUGCCUGCUAAUUGCAGCUUUGUGUUCAAACCUAUUAAGCGAAGCAAAUUGAAUUGGUACUUUGGUCUGCGUCAUCAGCAAGAAGAUCCGGGCGAUCAAGACCAUCCGUCAGGAGCAUCUACACCGUCAGCAAAGGCUGCAGCGGCUGCUGUAGCUGCCGGUGCACCGGAAUCGUCGCGACAGCGAGUGGCAACGCAAAAGGAAGUGUUUCGACGCAUGGAAGCAGAUGUAGGCGGUAAAGGAUUCCAGGUCAUGCUUGUUGAAGAUAAUUUGGUGAAUCAAAAGGUGCUGACACGGUACUUGGAACGCGUUGGAUUGAAUGUCGAAGUGGCCAGCGAUGGGGACGAGUGUGUCAAAUUAUUCCAUAGUCGACCACCGGGCCACUUUUCCUUGAUUCUCUGCGACCUGUUCAUGCCUGUCAAAGAUGGGUAUGAGGCAACUCGCGAGAUUCGAGAAUGGGAAAAAGAGCAUAAAGAGCAGCGACCAGUGCCCAUUGUAGCACUGUCAGCGAAUGUCAUGAGCGAUGUAGCACAAAAGUGUCUCGAGAAUGGAUUUUCCACGUACAUUUCAAAACCCGUCAACUUUGCUACACUGAGCGAUGUCAUCCGCAAGCAUUUGCUCCCAAAACAUUGACACGCGCAUUCCCAUCCUAUCCUUCGGUCUCAUCUUUCUUCUUUAACCUCCGUCAUCUCAACCAAUUAUAAUAAUAAUAAACACGACAAAAUUAGAAAAAUAACAGUUUACAUGCACGAAGUAAUUCUCUUACAUACGCAUACUAAUGCGUAAUCUAUGACUCAUUAGCUCCGGCAUUCAUACUACUCUAUCUGUACUAUUGACGUACCUAAAAACUAUUGUCGUACUGUUUCUAUGAGGUUAAAAGAAGAAAAUCUCUCAGUGGUGACGAUGUGUUCUUCUCUUCUAGGAUGUGUUUUCCACGCUAAUAAGAAAUUGAUGACGGGGAUCAUUUCAGAAAAUCUACAUGGCGGCGAGUAUAUUCGAAAUUAGAUGGGGACCCUGUCUCGGCUGAGAGCAAUCUGAUUCGUCCGUUGUAGCCGGGUAUAUCAGGCUUGGUUUCGCGGAGAGGAGAAAAAAAAAUGGCUUUCCU
This is a messenger RNA of Zychaea mexicana, 4546 nucleotides long. RefSeq lists its product as uncharacterized. Gene Ontology annotation, biological process: phosphorylation; phosphorelay signal transduction system. Gene Ontology annotation, molecular function: phosphorelay sensor kinase activity; protein binding. The record is from RefSeq and is a predicted model, not a curated record. Lineage: Eukaryota; Fungi; Mucoromycota; Mucoromycetes; Mucorales; Lichtheimiaceae. The transcript has 10 exons. Bases 283 to 4074 code for a protein of 1263 amino acids.